Messenger RNA from Durusdinium trenchii, 246 nucleotides. Lineage: Eukaryota; Dinophyceae; Suessiales; Symbiodiniaceae. The record is from the annotation of a GenBank genome assembly.
GAAGCUGCAGCGGAAGAGGCGGCGAUGCGGAGGCAGCAGCAGGAGGAGGGGCGACAGAGGCGUCUCGAGGCCUUGAUGCAGGAGCCACAGAUGGGAAGAACCGAGGUUCUUAGCAUGGCUUGGCAUGAGUUGUUGGAUGCAUCUAUUUGUAUCGCCAACAAAAACUGCGGGAUGGAGGAGCGAUCUGAGCGGCGGAGACGCGUGGAGCAGCGGGAAAAGGAGCUGCAGGAGCAAGAGAUGGAGCAG